This is a messenger RNA of Zea mays, 1337 nucleotides long. Its product is annotated as E3 ubiquitin-protein ligase EL5. Bases 263 to 1132 code for a protein of 289 amino acids. Lineage: Eukaryota; Viridiplantae; Streptophyta; Magnoliopsida; Poales; Poaceae. Gene Ontology annotation, molecular function: transferase activity. The record is from RefSeq and is a predicted model, not a curated record. Gene Ontology annotation, biological process: protein ubiquitination. The transcript has a single exon.
UGUCGCCUGGCCAGGCUAGGCCCGGCCAGGUGCGCUACCACCGCGAAACAAACCUUGGCAGCGCCGCACGCAGUGCAAGCGCGCGACAACUUCUCGGCGUCUUCUCCGAUCCUCGCCCGCCCCCGUCGCCACAGCAUAUAUAUGCGCGCUAGCGCUCGACUCCCCCGGGUACUCUCGUUCCACCUCCACACGGCACACACCAAGCCGGCUGCGCCAACAACUGGGGCUUCGGCGCUUCGCUUCGCGUUCCAUCCACAAAGAUAUGGCGCAAGACUCUGACCAAGCAGGCGCUGGCCCUCCUCCUCCGGCGCCCACGACGGCUGGGGUGGCGGGCGCCAUGACGCUCAGCAGCAUCCUCACCGUGGCGGGCAUCCUCCUGCUCUUCGUCUUCUUCGCCUUCGGCAUCGUGUCCCUCCAGUACUGCUUCAAGGUCUGGGACAGGGAAAGCCAGCAGGGCGAGCAAAGCCGCCGGCGCCAGCGCCGUGGUACGGCCGAUGGUAGCAGUGGUGGGGUGCGGACCAGCAGGGGCGUCGACCCGGAGCUGCUGCGCUCGCUGCCUGUCACGGUGUACCAGCUGGCGCCGCCGCAAGGUGCGGGCAAGGGGCCGCAGCAGGACGCGGUGGAGUGCGCCGUGUGCCUCGCCGAGCUCCAGGACGGCGAGGAGGCCCGCUUCCUGCCCCGCUGCGGCCACGGCUUCCACGCCGAGUGCGUCGACAUGUGGCUUGCCUCCCACACCACCUGCCCGCUCUGCCGCCUCACCGUCUCCAAGCCCGACGACGGAUCUCCUCCGCCGCUUUCAUUGGCUCUUCCACCCGUCCCGCCGGAGCCUGCGAACUACACCACCACCGCCAACUUGCCCGCCAGCGUGCUUCUCGGGGUGUCUGACCAUGGCGCGGUCACCGCUGGCACUGGCUCCGCGCCCGCCAUGGUGAUCGAGAUCCCGGAGUUGUUCGCGCCGACGCCGACGCUGACCCCGUGCGACGCUUCCAAGACACCGGGCUCGGCGGGGCUCAGAUCGAUCAGGAGGUUGUGGAGCUUCGGAAGGCAAGGGGCGGCGGCGACUUCUUCCUGCGCCUGUGCCGGUGCCGGUGCUGGUGCCAGCGGAGUGGACUUGGAGCAGGGUAUGAGAUAGCGUUACCAUCGCUUUCUCCUCCCAGAGACACCAUUGCCGACUUGCCGUAGGAGCGAGCAUGCGGCCAGCCGGAGAGCAGCCCCAAUUUCUGCGCUCCUGCAUUACUACAUUCUUUGUAUUGUACUGCUGUUUUUUUUGUUUACUGUUGUGCGAUUAAGUUUUGGUAUAAUCAAAUAGGCCUGCUAAUGGCAAAAAUUCCAACCCA